AGUCCGGGAUAGAAACGAACCAAAAUAUUGGCAAUAGCAGGGUUUGAAUGUCACUGCCUGUUUCUGAAGCUGUUAAAAAAUAAAGCCUUCCCUAUCCGAGUCCCACUUACUAACAAAAUAUAGCGGGGGAGAGAGAGAUUUGGAUUGCUCGUUAACAAUUGGCUUAUGAUGGAAGAUAUGAAGAAGAGGAAGAUGGAGGAAGCAAGCAACGGAGCUGAAAUCUCAAGUACACAAGACCACCUCCGUUCUCUUCUUGACCCUCUCAACAAAUCCCAGCUCGUUGAUCUUCUUUCUAGAUUAGGGUCCAAAUAUCCUUCCAUUGCUGAGGAAAUUAAAAGUGUAGCCAGUGCAGAUCCAGCACAUCGAAAGCUUUUUGUUCGUGGCUUGGCCUGGAAUACCACUUCAGAAACCUUGUGUGAUGCAUUUCGAGUGCAUGGUGAAAUAGAAGAAGGGGCUGUCAUUUAUGACAAAGCAACAGGAAAAUCUCGUGGCUAUGGUUUUAUUACUUACAAACAUAUGGAAUCAACACAAAUUGCGCUUAGAGCACCUAGCAAACUAAUUGAUGGUCGGUUGGCUGUUUGUAACCUAGCAUGUGAAGGAUUAACUGGGGCAAGUACCACACCGGAUUUAGCCCAAAGAAAACUCUACAUUGGGGGACUAUCACCAGAAAUUACAAGUGAGAUGCUGCUUAACUUUUUCGGAAGGCAUGGUGAGAUCGAAGAAGGUUCAGUUGCCUAUGACAAAGAUACCAACGAAUCACGUGGGUUUGGUUUUGUUACAUACAAGACUGUGGAAGCUGCAAAGAAGGCCAUAGAUGAUCCACAGAAGGUUCUAGGGGGAAGAUCUAUCAUUGUAAAGCUUGCUGAUACGCACAAGGGUAAAACAGUGCAAACUCAAAUGCCUGCAUCAGUUGCUCCAGUACCUUUACCGAUGACGGCUGGAUACACACAGCCUGGAAAAGCACAUCCUGGUCCUGCCCCUGUUGGCUAUUCUUAUCCUCAAACUAUGCCGUCAUACCCUGCAUCUUCUUACCCUAGUCCUCCAACAGCACCUGCACCUUAUCCUCUACAAUCUCAAUAUCAAUAUCCACCAGUUGCUAUGAAGAAAGAGCCAUUUGGACCACCAGCACCAAUGGGAAUGGGUGGGUACCCAUAUUAUCUUCCUAAACAAUGAAUGCCGAAGAUGAAAUCUUCUACUAAGUUUUAGCCAUGCCCUUUUCAAUCUAUUUCUCUGUGUAGGCAAGUCCUGUAAUUUAGCCAUCGAGUAGGUCUGUCAGUAGUUUUAUUAGAGCAGGUAGGUCUUGGGGAUGCUUAAAAUAGCACCAAAACUAAAAUUUUGUCACUUUUGUUUUUUUAUCAUUGCUAUUAUUCUUGGGUAUUGUUUACUUCUCA
This is a messenger RNA of Ricinus communis (castor bean), 1391 nucleotides long. Its product is annotated as RNA-binding protein P. The transcript is spliced from 6 exons. Lineage: Eukaryota; Viridiplantae; Streptophyta; Magnoliopsida; Malpighiales; Euphorbiaceae. The coding region runs from base 166 to 1173 and encodes 335 amino acids. Gene Ontology annotation, molecular function: RNA binding. The record is from RefSeq and is a predicted model, not a curated record.